AUGGCACAAGAUUCUGGACGAUUCAGCAACAUAUCUUGGAACCGUGUGAGUCAACUAUCCAAGCAAACCGAUGGAGGAGGAACUGCAUCACCCACGGGCUUUUGUUCCAUUGCCAGUUUAAUCCGCUCGGCUCGUUCAUCAAGACGAGAAAGCCAAGUCAGUACUGUGAGUUCUGGAAAUCUCUCCAAAUCAAGAUCAUUUCUUUCGAACGGCGAUGGAAGCUCAUCAUCUGGUCCAGUCAUCGAGGGCAAUCUCCAGGUUCUGGGAGGCAUUGAUUGCGGGGAGACUGUCUUGAGUAUCCAACACUCAGAAAAUGGAAGCUCACUUUUGGCGGGAUUGGUUUCGGGUCAGAUCAAGGUGUAUAAUCCAGUCAAUGGCAGCAUCGUCACUACUUUGGAAAAUGAAGAGAUCUUAAGCAAUGGAAAAGCACUAAGUCGACUUCGAUGUAAACCAUACACCGAUUUUCAACCCAACACCCUCGUGGCAGCCACGUACGUUUCGGGUCAUCUGAGGCUUUGGAAUUUUGCCACGGGACAAUGCGCAGCUCAGGUCAGAGACGAUGAUAAAAAUGCGGAAUAUCUGAGUUUGAGUUUCAACCCGUUUGCUGAUGUCAUUGCUGUGGGAUUGAGCAAUGGUCAUAUCAAACUCUAUGAUGAAAAUACUCUGCAAGUAGUAUCACUUCUUCACAAGAGUUUGAGUCCGUUUAAAAACAAUGGUCACACAAAUCGGGUUCUUUGCAUUGCCAAUCACCCAACCAAUCCUCACGAAUUCGUGUCGUCCGGUUGGGAUAACACGCUUCAGUUUUGGGAUGCUCGUUGUCCCAACUCCAUUCGGUCGACUUUUGGCGCCUUUGUGUGCGGAGAGGGACUCGUUUUUGAUCGAAAAGGGCGGGAUCUGGUGGUUGCCUCAUGGAGGGGAAAGCAGCAACUUCAAUUGAUUGAUUAUACAACAGGGAAGCUAAUUGAAGACAUUGAACCCCAGCUGACAAAUCACUAUCUGACAUCAGCUCAAUACCUGAACAAAGACCUUUUGAUCACUUGUGGAACUAAUCUUGGGAUCAUAAAGGUGGUGGAUCUUCAGAAGAAGGCCACGAUCGCUUCCAUAACCGAAUUACCCGGAAUUUAUGAUAUUGAUAUGGCCAAAAAGGCUGUGACUGGGCAUCGAUUUCUCAUCACCAAUAACACAAGCAUUGUGACCAUCGAGUACAAUAAAUGAUUUGUAUAUUUUUCAGUUCUCACUCGGCUUCAAAAAAGUCU
Molecule: messenger RNA, 1256 nt
Organism: Tigriopus californicus
Lineage: Eukaryota; Metazoa; Arthropoda; Copepoda; Harpacticoida; Harpacticidae
Exons: 7
Coding region: 1-1215 (404 amino acids)
Molecular function (GO): protein binding
Source: RefSeq, a predicted model, not a curated record